AUGGCAACCUCAAAGAUUCUCAUACUUGUUUUCUUUGUGAUUUUGGGUUUCGGAAUAUGUUGUUCCGCUAGAACACUCCUUACUGUAGACGAAACCAACAACGAUGUUGUUGGUGUAGAUCUACACAGAGAUGGUCAUAAACAUGGUGGUGAUGGUGGAGGUGGUGGAAAUGCUGGAGAUUAUGGUAAUGGUGGAAGAGGUGGAGGGGGUGGUAACGGAGGCAGAUUUGGAGAUGGCGGAGAUGGUGGAGGAGGUGGACGUGGUGGGUUUCAUGGAGACGGUGGCACUGGUGGAGGUGGUGGCAAUGGUGGCAUUUAUGGAGACGGUGGAGACGGUGGAGGAGGUGGACAGGGUGGGUUUUUUGGUGAUGGUGGACGCGGCGGAGGAGGUGGAAAUGGUGGGUAUAAUGGAGAUGGUGGGGAUGGUGGACGGGGCGGUGGUGGUGGGUUUAAUGGAAACGGAGGUACCGGUGGAAACGGAGGAAAUGGUGGAUUUGGCGGCGACGGUGGCGACGGCGGAGAUGGUGGAAACGGAGGAGAUAGUGCAGUAGAGUUUGCAAGAGUUAGUACAUGGAAGAAGGGGGGAAAUAGAGUAUAUGGUGGUGGUGGUGGCGGCGGUGGUGGCGGAUUAUACCACCCUUGA
This is a messenger RNA of Arachis duranensis, 642 nucleotides long. RefSeq lists its product as uncharacterized. NCBI's taxonomy places the organism in Eukaryota, Viridiplantae, Streptophyta, Magnoliopsida, Fabales, Fabaceae. Bases 1 to 642 code for a protein of 213 amino acids. The record is from RefSeq and is a predicted model, not a curated record. The transcript has a single exon.